This is a messenger RNA of Sugiyamaella lignohabitans, 1350 nucleotides long. It is a transcript of the gene DIT2, whose product is annotated as Dit2p. The transcript has a single exon. Bases 1 to 1350 code for a protein of 449 amino acids. Gene Ontology annotation, molecular function: heme binding; oxidoreductase activity, acting on paired donors, with incorporation or reduction of molecular oxygen, reduced flavin or flavoprotein as one donor, and incorporation of one atom of oxygen; iron ion binding. Lineage: Eukaryota; Fungi; Ascomycota; Dipodascomycetes; Dipodascales; Trichomonascaceae. The record is from RefSeq and is a predicted model, not a curated record.
AUGUUCAGUAUGAAUAUUGUUACACAGGACCCUGAAAAUGUAAAGUCAAUCCUUGCAAGUGAUUUCAAGUCAUACUCCACGGGUCUGCGUUACCAGCAACUGUCCCCACUACUUGGCAAGGGCAUCUUCACAUCGAAUGGCGCAUAUUGGAAACAUUCCCGUGCGAUGCUAAGACCACAGUUCUCAAGAGAAAGGAUCACAAGGCUGCAUCUUUAUGAGGGUCAUGUUGUAAAGUUGCUGGAUAUCUUAAAACAAGGAUCGAUCGCUAUAACUGAUAAGGGGAACACGCUGAAUAGUCAUGAAAGUGAUGGAGUCGAUGGACUAAUAGACGUACAGAACUUGCUUCUGAAACUGACCAUGGAUACUUCUACUGAAUUCUUAUUUGGCCAAAGUCUAGAUACGUUGUCUCCUGAUGAUGCCAUUCUGAAAACCUCGCGAUCGUCAUACAGGUCCUCGCAGCUCAAUAACGCAUUUGAUGUUUGUGGCAAAACUUUGGCAGACCGUGUGAGAUCAGGGAACUUGUAUUUCCUUUUCAACAAUAGGAAGUUUCGUCAAUGUACAAAAACAAUUCACAAUUUUGUGGAUGAUAUCAUAUAUGACACUUUAAAUGGUAAAGGAAAGAACUUGCCGUCUGAGAAAGUGCCGGAUGAGGCAGUGGACGAAGGAGCAAGCUUUCUCGAAGAACUUUCAUUAGAAACUCGGGAUCCCAUUGAACUGAGAUCUCAAGCACUGAAUAUUUUGCUUGCAGGAAGAAGCACUACAGCGGGGCUGUUAUCGUUUAUGCUUUAUUUCUUGGUCAGGAAUAAAUCAGUUUGGAACCAAUUGCGGGAAACUGUUUUGGCCACUUUUGGUACUGAUCCAGAAAACAUCUCAUAUGAAUCAAUUAAGAGAUGUACAUAUCUUCAGCACGUCAUAAAUGAAGUUUUGCGUCUAUGCCCGCUAGUGCCAGUCAAUAUGAGGUGUGCAAUCAAAGAUACAGUUUUGCCCCGGGGUGGAGGUGAAGAGGAAGAUAUGCCCAUAUUUGUACCCAAGGGAAGUUUAGUUAUCUACCCUGUAUUUCUUAUUCACCGUUUAAAACAGUUUUGGGGCGAGGAUGCGGAAGAAUUUCGACCAGACCGGUGGGCUGACAACUCCUUUCACACUUGGGACUAUAUCCCAUUUAACGGUGGACCCAGAAUCUGUAUCGGGCAGCAGUUUGCGCUGUCUGAAGUAUCAUAUGUGAUGAUUCGUCUGUUACAGACCUUCAAAGAUAUAACGACCACACAGUCGGUACUCGACAGAGAGUUUCUGCAACGAACCAACCUUUCUUCAAAUGUUCUCGGAGGCGUCUGGGUUAAAUUUAUCGAAUGA